Bacillus rossius redtenbacheri is the source of this 2082-nucleotide messenger RNA. It is a transcript of the gene Nup54, whose product is annotated as probable nucleoporin Nup54. The transcript has 11 exons. Gene Ontology annotation, biological process: nuclear pore organization; NLS-bearing protein import into nucleus; protein localization to nuclear inner membrane. Gene Ontology annotation, cellular component: nuclear pore; nuclear pore central transport channel. Lineage: Eukaryota; Metazoa; Arthropoda; Insecta; Phasmatodea; Bacillidae. Gene Ontology annotation, molecular function: structural constituent of nuclear pore. The record is from RefSeq and is a predicted model, not a curated record. Bases 405 to 1979 code for a protein of 524 amino acids.
AUGUGAUUACUGAUGGGUGUGCCUGUAACUGACAGCAAUGCUAACAUAAAAAUUGUCUCAUUCCUGCGAAUACUAGCUCUAUGCUUAUUAAUUAUAUAAGUGAUGUGAUAUAAAAAAGAGGUAGUAAAAUUUUAAUAACAGGCACUGAAAAAAUCCUGAAAUGUAUUUGUAGACACUGUAUGCAAGUCCACGUUAGAGUGGAAAGACUGGCACGGUGAGUGAAACAUGAGGCUCUCGCUCAGUUUGGCAAUCAUUCAACGGCAGGAAGUUAGCAGCUGGUAAACCAGAAGGCCAGGAAGGCAGUGGUUUCCUGUGUUCCGGUUGUCUGGCAGCCACGCCACCUCUGCCGGAGAAUACUUUUAUGUGUGCUGGAAAUGUUUUGUGAAUACUAACCCAACCAAGCUAUGCCUGGCUCAUACACAGCUCCGUUCGGCUCGAGCGGGCCGUUUGGGUUCGGUGCGCCGGCUGCGACGACGCCCAACUUCUCGCUGGGAGGGGGCACCACCACGACCACCAGCACGGGGCUGGGGUUCGGCGGCCUCAGCUCUGCCGGGACGGGGUUCGGUGCCCUGGGGGGGUUCGGCUCCGGGGCUGCCGCCUCCUCCGCUCCGGCGCCAGCGUUCGGCUUCGGGUCGACACUGGGUGCCCAGACCUCCGCGGGCAGCUCCCUCUUCUCCGGCUUCGGCCAGCCGGCCGCCACCAGCGCUGGUUUUGGUGCAAAGCCGGCUACUGGCUCUUUGUUUGGUGGUUUCGGCACUGGUCUUGGUGGAUCAGCAUUUGGACAACCACAACCACAACCACAGCAACCUCAAAUAAACCCUGAGGAAGCUCUCUACAAUGCUGUGACCAACUGCAACAUAUACGGCGAUGAACGAGAUUCGACGUUAGUGCAAUGGAACCAGCUUCAAGCCUUCUGGGGUGUGGGGAAAGGUUAUUAUUCGACAACUGCCCCGCCUGUGGAAUUCACUCAACAGAAUCCGUUCUGCAGAUUCAAAGCCAUCGGCUACAACUGUAUGCCCACAACAGAAAACAAAGAUGGCCUGGUGGCGCUAGUCUUCAAUCAGAAAGCCACUGAAAUUAAGAAUAAUGAAGCCAGUCUCAUAAAUACUCUGAACAUCGUUCUUGGAAACAGGCCUAACCUUACUGUAGUUAUCAAUAGUGUGCUGUCUACAAGCGAAACAAAAACCCAAGUUACUAUUUAUGUUCAAGAAAAGCUUCAAACAGGGGGCACGAGGCGGGUGCUGGCCUCGGAGCUCGCCGCUCACCUGCAGAAGGUGGCGACCCAGCAGCCGACCAGCCUCAGUGCGGAGAGCGUGCUGGCCGUCGUCCGGCCCGACAAGGACCAGCUGACGGAGUAUCUGGAGCAGCCCCCCGCCGGUGUCGACGCGAGGCAGUGGAAGCAAGCCCAGCUAAACAACCCCAACCCUGCCAGGUACAUCCCUGUGCCAAUGGUGGGGUUUGCAGAGGUGUGCUGGCGGCUGAAGAGCCAAGAGCAGGAGACCAAGCGGCACCGGGCAUUCCUGGACAAAGUGGCUGAGGAGAUAGCAUCGCUCCAGAGGUGCCACAAUGCCACUGUGGUCAAGCUGGCAGAGAACCGCCGCAAGUUCGUCGAGCUGGAACACCGGGUUCUGCAGGUUGUAGUCAAGCAAGAAAUAUCUAGGAAGAUGGGUUUUUCUUUAACGCCAGAAGAAGAAGCCUUGCGUAGUAAACUGGAGAGCAUACAGGCUCGUCUCAACACUCCAACUCAGUUGAAGGGUCAACUGAAUGAGAUACUGGCCCAGAUGCGCAUGCAGAAACAAGAUUUGGCCCAUAGAGAUCUGGAGAGGUAUACUUUGGAUGAGGGAGUUCGUGAUGAUAUCAAGCAGUUGCUCAAAUUGCAGCAGAAUGGAAUGGCACACCUCAUGCAGACAGUUCAUGCUGACCUCAGCAGCUUGAAGCUCAUCAAAGAUGGCAUGCUGCAGGUACUCCAUGGCCAGUAAUGAAAUUUCUUGGAAUGUUAAUAAAAUCCCAUGUGUUGUAAACUUAUACAUAUUAAAAAAAAUGUUACACUAUUUUCUGAAAAUAAAUUUGAUUGCAUUGAAA